AAUAUGGGCUGAAGUGGGUUCAAUUUGUGGUUUGACAGAAAAAUUAAUUUUGAUAAAGCCUAAUUCAAAACACUUAUCUGCACAAAUGGAUUUCGACGAAUAUAGAAUGAGAGGAAAAAUAAUGAUAGACUAUAUAGCAGAUUAUUUAGAAAAUAUACGGGAAAGGCGUGUCUACCCAAACGUGCAUCCGGGAUACUUGAGGAACUUAACACCUGACUGUGCUCCCCUCGAACCAGAAUCGUGGGACCACAUAAUGGACGACGUCGAGAACAUCAUUAUGCCUGGGAUCACGCACUGGCAAUCACCUCAGAUGCACGCGUAUUUUCCCGCCUUGAAUUCGUUCCCAUCGCUACUAGGGGAUAUGCUGGCGGAUGCAAUUAACUGUCUGGGAUUCACAUGGGCUAGCAGCCCCGCUUGCACGGAGUUGGAAAUCUUAGUGAUGAAUUGGCUGGGAAAGAUGAUCGGACUGCCUGAAGCGUUUUUACAUACCCACAACGAGAGCAAAGGAGGAGGCGUCAUUCAGACUACAUCAAGUGAAGCUACAUUUGUUUGCUUGUUAGCUGCCAGGACUCAAGCGAUCCGUCGGAUACAGGAGAUAAAUCCAGAACUAGAAGAUGUAGAAAUAAACAGUAGACUAGUUGCUUACUGUUCAGAUCAGGCUCAUUCAUCAGUUGAAAAAGCGGGUCUCAUUGGGCUCGUUAAAAUGCGAUUUAUCGAAAGUGAUGAUUCUUUAUCACUAAGGGGAGCUCAAGUAAUGGAAGCUAUAGCCACUGAUAAAAAACAAAAUUUGAUACCAUUUUUUCUAUGUGCGACGUUGGGUACAACUGGAGCUUGUGCGUUUGACAAACUUGAAGAACUUGGACCGAUAUGCCACGCGGAAGACAUGUGGUUUCAUGUUGACGCAGCGUACGCUGGUACAGCGUUCAUUUGUCCGGAAUUUCGUCAUUGGCUAUCGGGUGUCGCAUACGCCGACUCGAUUGCAUUCAACCCAAGCAAAUGGAUGAUGGUUCAUUUUGAUUGCACGGCUAUGUGGGUCAAAAACAGUGAAUGUCUUCAUCGUACAUUCAACGUCGAUCCAUUAUAUUUACAGCAUGAAAAUUCAGGCCUCGCUAUCGACUAUAUGCAUUGGCAAAUACCAUUGAGUAAACGAUUUAGAGCUUUGAAACUUUGGUUUGUAAUUCGUUGUUUUGGAAUAAAAGGUCUUCAAAAACAUAUAAGAGGAGGUGUACAGUUGGCAAACAAAUUUGAACUUCUAGUGUUGAAUGAUAAAAGAUUCGAAAUACCUGCAGCUAGACACUUAGGCCUAGUCGUUUUUCGUUUACGUGGAGAAAAUCAUUUAACUGAAAGACUGUUAAAGCGCUUAAAUUCUAGAGGAAGAAUUCAUUGUGUUCCUGCAUCACUUAAAGGCAAAUAUGUUAUACGUUUUACUGUAACGUCACAAUAUACUACGAUUUCGGACAUCACAAGAGAUUGGGCUGAAAUUAAAGCGACAGCUACUGAAAUCAUCAAUGACGAUAAAGCAGACUCUACCUACAAUAAAUCAAAAGUUUCAUUGGCUGAGACGCGUAAUUGGAAUAAUAACUUCGGUGCCAGUUUGCUAUUAGCAAAUUCACCUAUGUCACCAAAAGUAGUAAACGGGAGCUUUGCCGCAUUGUUUGAUAACGGAGACGAUUGGUCACGGAAACUAUUAAGAAGUGAAAUGAAAGACAGCUCUUCAAUGAGAAGAAGAAUUCGCGGGAUUCUGAUGUCAGGAAAACAGUUUUCUUUGGAUUCGCGUAUGGAUCUUGUCCAAGGAAUGGUUCCAACUGCAUCGAAAAAGGCUAUUAUGUCGGAGUGCACCACAAAUCUAUCGGAAGAAACAUCAGAAAAUAAAAAUACUGAGAGUGAUGAAAAAGAAAAAAACGGAGAACCGAAAAAUCAAAAAUCUCGUAUUUUUCGUCUUCCACAACAUGAAACCAACCUAACUCCUUUGAUUGAAGGCAACAACGCAGAUCUUAUAGAUUAGUAAAGUCACAAUAUUAUGGUAAAUUAUUUCAAUAUUUAUUUCUAGCUGUCACUACUU
This is a messenger RNA of Diuraphis noxia (Russian wheat aphid), 2062 nucleotides long. It is a transcript of the gene Hdc, whose product is annotated as histidine decarboxylase. The record is from RefSeq and is a predicted model, not a curated record. Gene Ontology annotation, molecular function: pyridoxal phosphate binding; histidine decarboxylase activity. NCBI's taxonomy places the organism in Eukaryota, Metazoa, Arthropoda, Insecta, Hemiptera, Aphididae. Gene Ontology annotation, cellular component: cytoplasm. Gene Ontology annotation, biological process: L-histidine catabolic process; histamine biosynthetic process.